Messenger RNA from Octopus bimaculoides (California two-spot octopus), 3171 nucleotides. Its product is annotated as jouberin. Gene Ontology annotation, biological process: motile cilium assembly. Lineage: Eukaryota; Metazoa; Mollusca; Cephalopoda; Octopoda; Octopodidae. Gene Ontology annotation, molecular function: protein binding. The record is from RefSeq and is a predicted model, not a curated record. Gene Ontology annotation, cellular component: ciliary basal body.
AACACACCUCUUGCGAACGGGUCAGAUGUCACAUAUAGCAGCCGUCCUAAGUAAAGUGUAGGAAGACGAAAUAUUGUUAUAUGAAGCACUAUGAAGUUGAUUCACUGCGAGACUAGCAUGUAAACAAAUAUGGCAGAAGACGAUGCCAUCUUGACUGAGGAGAAGAAACCUAGAGUGAAGAAGAAAGUUAAGAAAAACAUACCUGCAACAGAUUCUUCUGAAGAUAUUACAUUACAGACAAGAGCACGGUUUGAAAAGCUACUGCAAGAAAACUUAGAUACACCACCAAGAGACAUCAAGAGGAAGAAGAAAAAGCAGAAGCUGUCUGUCUUCGAAGAAUCUCAAGAACAGUCUCUGGCUGAGACUAACUUCACAUCAAGCCCUCCAGUUUCCCGUAAAAUUCAGAGAGGACAAGAUGAUUUGGGCUCAGGCGCCACAAGGGAAUCUCCAAGGAAAUCCAAGCAGAGGAACAUUCCACUGGAGUCAGAACUGGCACUGGACGAUGACAGACAAUCUGCUGUUGUGGCUGCCAAAGGAAAGAAGAAAGUUGCCAAAAAGACCAAACCUGUGAAAUUAAGCGCUGGUGGUAUAACGGGCUCUAAAGACAUCUCUACUAAGGUAAAGGGUUUUGGUGAUGAUGGCAAUGAUGCUGUUAAUACUGACGAAGAUCGACUUCAAAAAGAUGCUAAGGUAGACGACCACAAUGAUGGUGAUAAGGAUGGUGACCAGCGUCCUAAAAAAAACAUUUUGAAAGAAGCACUUUCACCAAAGAAGGGAAAAAAGAAAAAAGCAAAACUCGCGACUUCCAAGGCUAAAACUGAGGAGGGAGAAGCCACAGGAGAACCUGUGUCAGCCAUCAAGGACGAAGGCAGUGUCCUGGCAGUGGUGAUCCAUCGGACAGACAAACUAAAGAAUGAUUUCAGUAUUAUCCAUCCCCUGGUCCGUGUUCAUGUGGUCAAUGAAAAUACUGGCCAGUAUCUUCUCAAACAGUCCAGGUAUUCUCCCACAACAAAUUGUUUUUCUCAUUCUAUUCUGCUUUCUGGUGUUAGAUUAUCCACUCUGCCUGUUUGGGAAGAAUUAUUAUUGUUCAAUGAAAAUUACAAUUACUUUGUCCAGUCAGAUCCGAAAGUGAUUCUGUUCUUUGAGAUUGUUGAUUUUGUCUCCAUGAAUUCAACCAGUUAUCGGUAUCAGAGGCAGCCCCCACAUGAAGGAGGAUGGUAUAAGAUUGCUUGGGCUUUCCUAAAGGUAAUCGGUGCCAACCAAAAGGCCAACACGGACACCAAAGUCCGUCUACAGUUGUUCCAACCAUGCCAGUCCAGUGUGUCACAAGUCACAACUCACACACCAGAGGUGUACAUCUGGUGGAAGAAUGAACAGCGUGUUAAAUAUCCGUCCACUCUCUAUGUGACCAUCAAGAAGACCUCACUGCCAAGCAAUGUGGAACCCUCUCUUCGAUCUAUGUUUGCUACACAAGAGGAAAAAGGUAUUUCAACUCCUGGACUCAACCGUGACAGGCUUGAAGCAAUCAUUGAGACUAAAAAGAGCAAAGUAGACCUGCCCCUGUGGUCCCGUUUGGAUGGACAGACAUGUCGGGUACCAAAUACACUUCUCAGGACCUUGAAGUCUGGAUGGAAUGGAUGUUAUACAAUCAAAUUCUCUCAUGAUGGAAGAAAAAUUGCCUGUGGAUGCCAUGAUUUAGAUGAAUACCCAAUACUUGUGUACGAGGUCACUACUGGUCAGCUGGUUAACCGUUUCCUUGGACACUUUGGACUCAUCUAUGCUGUCUGCUGGUCAAAUUCUGACAAGUUUCUAUGUUCGGCCUCAGCUGAUGGAACAGCCAGGGUCUGGGUUAAUGAGAGAUCUGACAGUAACGAGGUGGCGAAACUGCUGCCCCACCCAGCAUACGUCUAUUGUUGCAGCUUCCACGUGAUGAAUGGCAACUUAGUUGUGACGGGAGGCUAUGAUGAGAUUAUUCGAAUUUGGGACAUCAAAGGAGACUCAAAAUAUGGAGAGCUGCAACAAGAGAUCGAAUCUCACAAGGGGUACAUCAAUGCCAUCUGCUUCGACGAACUUGGUGAGAAAAUGUACUCUGGCGAUAGCGUCGGCAUUCUUCUUGUAUGGAAUUGCUAUGUCAAUGACUCACAGAACGAAAAAGCAUUCCAAAAAGACUGGACCUUGUUCCAAGACAUCUCCAUCCCUGACUUCCACGGUAUACCAAUAAACUCCUUGACGUUACAUUGCAGUGGACGGAGAUUGCUCGUUCAUUACCGUGACAGUGUGUUACGCAUGAUUAACCUGAGGAUACUCCGUGUAAUGCAGAAGUACAUCGGAGCACUGAACUUCCGGAAACAUCUCCAAAGCACACUGACUCCCUGUGGGAGCUACGUGUUGUCUGGGAGUGAGGACAACUAUGUUUACGUCUGGAAUACUGAGACAGGUGAUCAUGUUUAUAAAUAUACAUCAAUGAAUUACAAACAACCUGUCACUGGGAUUGACUACCAUCCGAAGGACCAUAUCGUGGCAUUCUGCAGUCCUGGUAGAAACCAGCUUGUGUAUCUCUAUAAGUACAUACCAACUGAAGUUACGAAACCUGAAGUCGUGGCACCUACUGCGAAGACACUCGUUACUUCCACCCCUCCAACUCCUACCACUCUCACCAGCAGAAAUAUAGCAAUGACUGAUAGGUUUGAAGAAAAAGAUGGCUACCGCUUGGAAGACAGAAUCCGCUACGAAAGGAUCUUGAAGAAAUUGAACUCUGUCUCUGCAUUGACACCCUCACUCUUCUCUCCACACAUCCCAAAAAUGCUGAACACAUCAAAAUUGAAGGAAUCUUCUCUGACUGUACAUCCGUACCCUUCCUUGAACGACACUGACAGAGACCUAAACAAGCUCUCAAUGAGUGUGGAACCAAGUACUAGUUGUGUUCAAGAUGCCAGCCUGCUCCUUAACAGUAAAUUGGCCCUUCCUCAAGCAACUACUUCACUGGAAGGAAAAGAAGAAGAGGAGAGAAAGGACACACCAAUAACAACAGCAACAACAGUAAAAACAUGGACAACAGCAGUACAACAACAACAACAGCAGCAACGACACCAGCAACCGCAGCAGCAACAGCAACAACAACAACUGCAGCAGCAGCAGCCCACGAAUACCUGUCAGCAGUUUCUAAUGUGA